GAAGAGGGCAACAUGACCUUGCAAUGCACCAAGUCGGCGGGACACUGGAAGAUCGUGGUGUGGGACGAGGAGGGCUUCCAGGGCCGGCGGCACGAGCUCGCGGCCGAGUGCCCCAGCGUGCUGGAACUGGGCUUCGAGACCGUGCGGUCUCUGACCGUGCUGAGUGGAGCGCCUCUGUUCCCAGGCUCUGACUUCCCGGUGGGUCUGCAGGCUGUGGAGCACCAGGUCUGCGGUGGAAGGUGGGUGGGCUUUGAGCAUGCUGGCUUCCAAGGGCAGCAGUACGUGCUGGAGCGGGGCCAGUACCCGUGCUGGGACGCCUGGAGCGGCAACACGGCCUACCCUGCCCAGAGGCUCACCUCCUUCCGGCCUGUGGCCUGUGCUAACCACCGAGAUUCGAGGCUGACCAUCUUCGAGCAAGAGAACUUCCUGGGCAGAAGAGGAGAGCUGAGUGAUGACUAUCCCUCCCUCCAGGCCAUGGGAUGGGAUGGCAAGGAAGUGGGCUCCUUCCACGUCCAAUCGGGGGCGCACUGUGUUGGGCGCUGGAAAGAACAAUGAACCAGGCGCACACAUCCCUGUACCCAGGCGCUUACUGCAUGUUGAGGAGGAGGACAUUUUACAAAUAAUCUGUUAAUUACCUAAUUACAUGAAGUCUCCAAAGGUACAAUAAGGGACUAUGGCCUAAUUGGGGGAACAGCUCAGACCACCCUGAUGAAGUGAUAAUUGAGCUGAGACCUGAAUGACAAAUAGAAUUGGCUGAGCAAAAAUGGCUAGAACGGUGUUCCGGGAAGAGGGCACGGCAUGAUGAAGGGCACAUGCUGGGCACUGAAGGCAGGCCACGAUGGCUGGAAUGUUUGCAGCGUGGGCCUCUCUGUCCUUGUGUCCAUCACCACGCUGGUGCCUCUCUUAGGUAACAGUCUCUCCCUU
Messenger RNA from Molossus molossus (Pallas's mastiff bat), 924 nucleotides. It is a transcript of the gene CRYBA4, whose product is annotated as crystallin beta A4. Gene Ontology annotation, biological process: lens development in camera-type eye; visual perception. Bases 13 to 555 code for a protein of 180 amino acids. Lineage: Eukaryota; Metazoa; Chordata; Mammalia; Chiroptera; Molossidae. The record is from RefSeq and is a predicted model, not a curated record. Gene Ontology annotation, molecular function: structural constituent of eye lens. The transcript has 6 exons.